ACAAGCGAUAGUCAAGUAUGGACAAGAGCCGUCAACAAGGACAACACGAUGUGGUCAAUGGCCCAUGGGUCCGCCUAUGGGAGCAUGGCCUGGGUACUUCCCGAUAGGGUCAUGGCCUACGCAGGGUCCAUAUCCUAUGUUACCCCAUAAUCAGAAUUUGGGAGGAGACCAAAACACGGGACAACUCCAACUAACCGGGCAGAACCAACCAGGAUCGAGUCGGCAAGGAGGACAAAACCAGAACAGGUCCCAAGGACAAGGACAAGGACAAGGACAUAGAAGAGGUAGGAAUGCUGGUAGAAAUCAGGGACCAGGGGAACGAGGAGUAGGAAAUAGAGGAAGUGGGUAUCAAGGUGGAAACUGGGGGCAGCUCCAAGGGGGUGCGAAUCCGGUAGGGCAAGAAUACCAGCAGGGGUAUGGUCGUGGUUACGACCAAGGCUAUGGAAGGGGGUUUCGUAGAGGAAAUGGAUCAUGGAACGGACAGGGUUUUGGCAGAGGAUGGAUAGACUAUAACGAAUGCAUUUGUACCCAAUGUGGGAUCAAAGGACACACAGUAAAGCGAUGCCACGUCAGGAAGCUCGACGAGCGCGAUGGACUCAUAACAUCGAACAUAGAUGGCGAGGUGUUUGACAGAACAGGAAGACCGAUCGAUCCUGAGAUUCCGGGAGGCACUAGAAAAGAGGCCCUUCACAUAGCCACGCUAGGUCCUAACACCCCGGAAAUGUUCAGAAUGUGGCAAGGAAAGGAAGGAUCAGUCGUACGGGUGGAAGAUGUAACUGAACUAGAAGAAAAACUGAGCAGGAUGAGGAUCAAAGAAAGCAAGGAAGAAGUACCCCUUGUGGAAGAAGAAGCAGAAGAGGAUGACGUUAGGAUUAACGUCAGGGACACGUUUGAUAGGAUGGAGGACUUAGUGAAUAAGAUGCAAAGACUGCAUUUGAGGCUUCAAGGGAUAUGUGAAGAAGCGGGGGAAGAAGGGGCUGGGUUCCCGAAAGUGUUUACCAUGGGACGUGGAGGAUUGGGAGAUGGGCCAAAUGAGCCCAACCCAAGAAUGCUGAGGGCGAACAUGGCCGCAAAGAAUAGUGGGGGUCAAAGAAGCGUGAGAGGAACGAUUCUGUUCGCUACAAGAAGACCUGCAGAAGAGAAUCCUUCAAAGGAGCAAGCCCAGACUUCCCAGCCUGCAGAGGAAGAACCACCUAUCAUGGUAGAGGGUGAUGAAGACGAGGAUGAAAAGAUUAGGGAGGAAAAAGAGAGGCAGGCGAAAAUCAGGGCUAAGAGAAGGAAAGGUGAAGUUAAAGAAGGAAGGUCCAAAAAUGACGAAGCGCCAAGCAAAAAGAGAAAGUACCAGACGUCGAUCGAAGAAGGGGUAGACUUGGAAGGUCUAGUAAAUAAGCUGCUAGAAGAUCACAAUGAAUUGCUAAAUCUGAAGGAAAUUCUAGCUUCGGCUCCUAAGUUAAGAGAAAUGGUGAAGGCAAGGUUAUCACGCCAGAGAGUGGCCUCGGUCCGGAUGGGGGACCUGAUUCCCAAGGAGGCCAACUGGAGUGUGGCAGAAAGCAAAAUGGACUGGAAGUUCGUGGGAACAGGGUCCAUUGAUGUCAUGAUAAAGGGAAAGAUGUGUCCUGGGAUGGUCGACACCGGAGCAGAAAUGAGCAUUAUAAACGGAGAAACGGCGGUGAAACUAGGACUGGAGGUAGAUGAAAACGACUGCGGGUUUCUCAAUGGAGUCAGCGGCAAGACCGGGUACACGGGGGUUGCAUCGAAUGUGGUGAUAGAGAUUGAAAGAGUCAAGAUACUGAGGGUCGCCCCCAAUAGCAGCAGCAACGGGUCUGACCAGGCAGAGGGAGAUGAACUGAAAGAGGAGGAGGCAGCAGAAGGGAGGAAGAAAAGCAUGGGGGCAAGUGUGGUACCAAGGAAGAUAAAGACUGAGGAGAAAAGGCCAAUUGAGAUUGGAAGGAACGAAGCACAAGAAAGGAAGAGUGAAAAGGAGGGAGGUGUAAAGAAGGCUGGAGAAGGAAAGAGGAUCCAGGAAGGAGGCAAGGCUCCAAAGGUCAAGAGAACUGAGGAAGAGGGGCCAAUUGGAGACAGAGAAAGAGAAGAGAUGAGCGGGAUAAGAAAGAAGGAAAAUGAGAGGGAUGCCCAGGUGGAAAAAUUGAUGAGAGACAUGAAAGAAAUGAGGAAGGAAGUAAAGGAAUUGAAGAAAGAGAAGGAGGAAUAGCAGAAAGAAGUGAGCCAAUUGAGGGCUGCCCUGACUGUGAAUGACAAAAAAUUGGAGAAUGAAGCGGCCACAAUAGG
This is a messenger RNA of Chara braunii, 2289 nucleotides long. The record is from the annotation of a GenBank genome assembly. NCBI's taxonomy places the organism in Eukaryota, Viridiplantae, Streptophyta, Charophyceae, Charales, Characeae.